Molecule: messenger RNA, 4444 nt
Organism: Diatraea saccharalis (sugarcane borer)
Lineage: Eukaryota; Metazoa; Arthropoda; Insecta; Lepidoptera; Crambidae
Source: the annotation of a GenBank genome assembly
GUUGCUACUAUGUGAGUGUAUUGAUUUAAAAGAAAACUUCAUAAGUGACAUUGUGAUGUGGUUUAUAAAGUCAGUAUGAAACCAGCCUUAUCGAACACUAUGGAAUCGUUACCGAAACAGUUUGUUUCAGCUAUGCGUACACUUUUUGAUAUUAUGGAUGACAAACACACCGGGUAUGUAAAGCUGAAUGACAUAGAAAAUCGUUGGCGUGAUGAUCGUACAAAAGGUCUCCCACGAGGAGUUAUCGAAAGUCUUCAAAAAGUCGCUUCACAUGACGGGCUACUAACUUUUGAUCGUUUUUGUACUGGCCUUAAAAUUUGUCUCCUACGUAAUCAAGUUGAAAGUACAUCAAAUAAUGCAGAAAGUAUCAAUAGUGCUGUAGAUAAGCCUGGAGUUCAAAUGCAAUUAAUGAAUCAAAUUAAUCGUCCGCCGUCAGCCCCUUUACUAGAUAAUAACGGUCAACAAAACUUAGAAACUUGGAAUGUCAUGAAAACAUCUGAAAGUUCAUCACAACACAGAACUAUCAGUAUGCCUCAGUUAAUAUCAAGAAAAGACCACCAAAUUCCAGACCGACAUCGCUCCACAUCAACAGCAGUUUCGAAUCAAGACCCGCUUAAAACUAAUGCUCCUCCUAAACCACCAAGAUUAGAAAAAAACGCAAUUAGUGAACGCAAAGAAAUAUCGAGAUCGACUUAUAAAACAGACGAUGAACCAUCUUUCGAUACCGACGAAAUGAAUGUUACAAAAAUGGAUUUCGAAGACAUGUCCAGGAUUGUAGAAGAGCAAAGUAGAGAAUUAGGGGAUGGCCGAUCUUCAAAUGAAACACAAUCUCAUUUGAGGCGUACAUCCCGCCGCCGAGAACCUCGCAGACACACAUUGCAUAAUGGAGUUGAUUAUAAUUUGCUUAAGCGAAUGAAACAAAUUGAACAAGAAAAAGACGUACUGUUACAAGGUCUAACAGCCGUCGAAGAAGCACGGGAAUGGUAUCUGAAACAAUUAUCUGAGGUACAAGAAAAGAUGCGUUAUGCAGGACGCAUGGGCGCGUAUGUGGUAAUUUUAGUUUCUUUCUAAAGUAAUAUAUUCUUAUAUGAUAAUUCUUUUAUGAACAGUACCGUUGUGAUUAUCAUAAAGAUGAUGACUAGUGAAAUGGUUGUUGUGUGACUAUCUUAAAUUGUCAAGUGUCUAGAUAGUAGUUUGUGCUUAAGAAUAAUUACUAAAGCGCUAAAGUUAUUUUUUUAAGGUUUGGUCUGUGGGUUGAAAUGUCAGUCAAUUCCCUUUUGAAAUAUUUAUAUACUAACCGUUACCUUCGGGCUCACCUGCAUAGACAAAGGAAAACAACAAAGAUUUUUCCGCGGUAAAAAUAGCUUAUAUCACAUUCCAGCGUCCAUACACUAAUUACUUAGUAAUAACCAAUUAUGGUUGGGUAUUUUAUUUAGUGAGGCAAUGAGUUUACAUAUCAUAAAAAUCAAAAUGAAUAAAUAGUUCAUAUCAGCGAGAUGGAGCGAGAUGCUGUGCCCGCGACUUCGGCCGAGCGGAAUAGUGAUUUUCGGCAGCAUCUUUAAAUUUUAGGGUUCCGUACCCAAAAGGUAAAAAAACAACUAUAUUACUAAGCCUUGGCUGUCUAUUUGUCUGUCAGCGAGCUGAAUGGCAUAAAUAGUGAAAAAUAGACAGUUGCAUUUUUCACAAAUGAUGUACUUCUGUUGCCGUUGCUCUUCAAUAACAAUAGAAUAAAAUAAAUAUUUAGGGGUCUCCCAUACAACAAACGUGAUUUAUUUGUUCAUUUUCGCUACUGAACCUUUCUUGGCUGGCUUUUUAGGCUAAUUAUUUUGCAAAUAAAACACAUGUAUUCAUUAAAAGGUCCUAUGUUCGACGGAGAUGUAUGUUCACCGAUUUUUUCGCCAAUUGUUGACUGAUUUUCAAAAUUCGGCUGCUUGAUGGGCCGAGGUAAUCCCAUUUUAAUUUCAUCGAAAUCUAAUCAGUAAAUUCCUUUUUAAAACAAAACAAAAUACACUAUUCACCAAAUAUCACCUUUAAAUUUAGAUGAUGAUAAAAAACAAAAUUAUGCGUAUUUUGUUUUUUUCCAAAUCCAAAAGGAGGAUUUUCUAUGUUCAACGAGUAUGUAUACUUUUCUUUUUGAUGUAUAUUUUAUUAUGAAGGUCAUAGAUACAGAGUAGGUAGAUAUCAAAUAUUUUUAAGUGUUGAGAUUUUUAACUACUAAUCUUAUGGUGUUAAUGUUUUAAUUUUUGAUAUAUUGCUUUUUAACUAUAUGAAUGACUUAUUCAACAUGUCUAUUAAGCUAAUUAAAUAACAAAUUGUAACGUAUUUCAGUUAUCACUCUCGUUGCCUUUCUUUUUCUUUUUAAAUUUUUAAACAUUAAUACAAGUUAUUGUAGAAACUUUGUUGGCCAUUGUAGAUUUUUUUUGUAACAAACUAUUGGUAAGAUUAUGUGCUGAUGUUUCUCAUAGUGGUAUAUAGAUACAUAUAUCUACAAACGGGAUAUAGAUGUCCCCCGAGCAUUUUGUAGCUUCUCGUAGAUGAAACUUUUAUAAAUCGGUCCAAUAAUUUCGGGCCUGCCCAAUGCAAACAAACAAACACUCAAAUCUUUUGUCUAUAAAAUAUAUAUAUAGAUAUACAUAUUUAUAUUUUGGAACUACUUAAAUCCAAUAUGGAAGAUAUGAUAAGAUUAUUGGAAAAAAAUAUGUCGAGCAAAUAAACAAAAUCUUCUUUUCUAAGACUCACUAUGUUAAAGAUUUCUAUUUAUAUAGAUACUAGCUUUUGCCCGCGACUUCGUCUGCGUGGUAAAGUUACUUAAAGCAGCAUUACUAACGAAUUUAUUCAUAAUAUCGUCUAAAAUACCUGAAAUAAAGUUCCAUCCCCUAUUUUAUCCCCUUAGGGGUGGCUUUUAUCAAAAUCCUUUCUUAGGGGAUGCCUACGUCAUAGUAGCUUUAUGCAUGCAAAGUCUCAUCCCGAUCGGAUUAAAAUUGACAAAGUUUCAUACAAACUUUCAUCCCCUAUUUUAUCCUCUUGAGGGUUGAAUUGAUCAAAAUCCUUUCUUAGCGGAUGCCUACGUCCUAACAUCUACCUGCAUGCUAAAUUUGAGCACGAUCCGUCCAAUGGUUUGGGCUGUGCGUUGAUAGAUCACUAAAAUAAAAUAAAUAAUAAAAAAAAAUAAAUAGAACCGACUUCAAAUUUUAAAAAGCUAUAUAUAAUACUUGUCUCAAAAGCGACUUAUUCAAAAAAUGCUAUUGCAAUCGGGCGCAUAUCGUUUAAUUAUUAAACCUACAGAAGACGUAAGUCGCCACAACAUUCGCUGGUUAAUUUUUUUAAACUUAAAAGGCCAUUAAGACCUUUAUAAAAAAUUUUAUAUCUAGGAACCAUGGAGUGAAGCGCAUCAGGAACGGCUAGAACUACUGCGAGCGCGUGUGUUGGAACUAAAUCGUCAAUUGGGCGCCCUUGCAGCAGGGUGGCGGCACGGGCAGUUGUCACUACAUAUGAACCUUGCAUUGCCAACCACGACCUUUGUUGUCAACCCCGCUCCUAAUUCGGCUGUUCUCAAAUCGCAAAACCGAAUGCUUGCAGAAGUAGGAAGUAAAUCGGAAAAAUGAACGCAUAUCAGUUUUAGAAAGAGAAAAAUCCGCACUUAUACGAGAACUACUUCUUCAAAGAAACAGAUCAAAAUUAAUAGAAAGCUUCUCAUAAUAGUAAGGCAUAACAAAAAAAUAAUAUAAAUUCAAGCAAGGGUAAAAUGAAACGCUUUAUUAAUAAUAAAAUUGCGCCGAAAAUCCAUGGAUAAUUAUGGAAUUGAAUAUGAUGAUCUUCUAUUCCAUGGAUUAUCAUGGAAUGGAAUAUCAUAAUAUUCCAUAAAUAUACACAAUUAGUAAUCUCUGGUUCAUACAGUGCAUAUACAUCAGGUAUAACUACCAGGAUUUAUGUUAGCUCCCAUGCAGCAUCCUUUUUUUUCAUGUCAUAAAUCAUCAUAUUUUUAUUUGUCAAAAUCCAGUAUUUUGCUCCUACUAUAGACUCUUGAUUUAUGUAGUCUAGUGAAUGCUCAAUUUGUUUUUAAUUUUGAAACCCUUGUUCAUAAUUUUAAAUACACCAAUACCUUUCUUGAAGAAAAAUUAUAUUUUCAUACACAAAUUAAAUUCAGACAGAUGAGAUUUUAAAAAUAAGUUUUACACAUUUACGUUGUUGGUGUUUUAUAUUUUAUUGUGUGAAUUUUAUUACUGAGUUUUUAUUUGUAUAAAUUUAGAUAAAAUAUAAAUAUGAUUUAAAUUUGAAUAGCAUUUAUUUUAUAUGUGGGAAGAAUUUUUAGAGGAAUAAGUGCCAUAUUCCAUUCUUUGUAUAAUUCAUAAAUCAAUGAGGGUGGAAAAUUAAUGUACUUAUAAUAAUUACUAAACAUUUGAAAUGUAUAUUUUUGAACUAAAUAAAGGUUUUAAUAAAAUGU